CCUCUCUGCAUUUCUACAUGAACUCAUCGAUUGAAUAAAUAAAAAUCUGUGUCUUCUUUGAAUCGAAGAUUAAAAUCAAGAACCUUGUUUACACCGGAUCCAGUCGAAAAUAAAGAUCAGCGCUUUUGAUUCCUCUAGGGUUUAAGUUUUUUCUUUGUAACUCUUGUCUCUGAAUACUUAUCUGUGUUUGUCAUUAAUCUUUCUGGGUUCUGUGUCUUUUGAAGAACAGGAACUACAGUGAAGGCUGAUUGUUGGGUUUCUAAGAAGAAAUCGGGAUAUAGCAAAAAGGCGUUUGUAACGCGGAUUUAUGUCGGCUGUGAUUGAAUCGGCUGUGAUUUUGUCUCUGUUUCACAUCUCCUUUCCGACUCGAUCGUCUUCUACCUCGUCUUCUUUGUUCUUUGGUUUGACGACUGUUCUUAACGCUCUUCGCUUCUGCUCCAAGCAGAGGCUUAUUCUGGAGGUUCCAUCCAUUUCCAUGGGCUUAAGACCUAAAAGGACUUGUUCUGGUGUCGAAGUAUUUGGGGGUUUUCACAAAAAGCAAAAAUUACCCUUUUUCAUAGUUCGCUAAAACAAAGCUUGAAUUUUUUUGCCAAAACCCUUGUCUGAUUCAGCAGUUUUGAGUUGGGUUUUGCUGUUUUCUUGGUGUAUUGAAGUGUGAAUCAGAUAUGAAGUCCUGUAUGAAACCUGAAAGAGAAAAUUUGGUGAGAAAAGUCCGUAUUGUUGUCACUGAUCCUUAUGCUACUGAUGAUUCCUCUAGCGACGAAUGGAUCGAACCUAAACCUCCAAAGGUAAAGCGUAUAGUCCAUGAGAUUACUCUCCCCUCUCAGUUAUCCGAGAGCUGUCUGGAUCGUUGCAAUGGUGUCAAAACCUCUAGAAAGAGCGCUCCUAGGCAAUCCAACAAGCUUGUGGGAGUUAGGCUGAGGCCAUCAGGCAAAUGGGCUGCUGAGAUUAGAAACCCCAUCACUAGAACUAAGAAAUGGUUGGGUACUUAUGACACUCCUGAAGAAGCUGCGAAGGCUUAUGCUGACAAGAAACUUGAGUAUGAUGCAUUGGGCUCUUCGUGUUCCGUUGCUUCCUCAUCGGUUGUAUCAGUGAAUAGCUCGUGCUUGCGUUCGCCUGAUUCUGCUUCUGUUUCUUGCGUCAAUGUCGAUGAUUUGUCUGAAGAAAAGAUGUCUCUCAACAAGGAUGUUGCUUCUUCUGGUGAUUCAACCAAGGAAUUGCUCUUCGAUUUCGACUUUUCGAAUCUGGAAAUCCCUGAUCUGAGCUUCUUAGCAGCUGAAGAGGAUUCUAUGGUUUCUGGCGAAAAGGGUGUGGAGCUAGACUUUGAUCGUUUCCUUAUGGAUGAAGAUUCUGGCCAUCAUCUGCUGGAUGAUUUCUCUUUGCUCGAUAAUGAUAUCAACAUUUUGGGGAGUGAUCUACCUGACUGCGAUUUCACAGAUGCGGAACUUGAGCUUGGUGAUUUGAAGUUUGCCUUUUCCGAUCAACUGGCGCCUCCUCUCAAUAUCGCUUGCCCCUGAAGCUUUGCAGCUUUUUAUCGGUUUUAUCGUGUUCCGAAUAAUAGCCGUUUCUUCUUAGACAAAUAGGAACUGUGGAAGCUUAAUUUCGUUUUGAAGCUCUUAGCUUCGUUUGCUGUUUCACAGGAACAUGAAAAAAAAAUGUAGAAAAUAAUUAUAUUGUGGUUUGAUCCCUUUGGAUGUUGGCUUAUCUCAUCUUUUCUCAA
Molecule: messenger RNA, 1720 nt
Organism: Eutrema salsugineum
Lineage: Eukaryota; Viridiplantae; Streptophyta; Magnoliopsida; Brassicales; Brassicaceae
Product: ethylene-responsive transcription factor ERF116
Exons: 2
Coding region: 666-1517 (283 amino acids)
Biological process (GO): regulation of DNA-templated transcription
Molecular function (GO): DNA-binding transcription factor activity; DNA binding
Source: RefSeq, a predicted model, not a curated record